Photinus pyralis (common eastern firefly) is the source of this 673-nucleotide messenger RNA. RefSeq lists its product as uncharacterized. The transcript has 2 exons. The coding region runs from base 122 to 577 and encodes 151 amino acids. Lineage: Eukaryota; Metazoa; Arthropoda; Insecta; Coleoptera; Lampyridae. The record is from RefSeq and is a predicted model, not a curated record.
UGUGGAUUACGUUGAUGAUUGAAAAUAAACAAGGAUUUAGACGGAAUUUGAGUACCUACAAAUGAUAAAGGCGGGUAUAAAAAGGCUGUAGAUUUGAUCGUUCUUCAUAAAUUCUUCAACCAUGAAGUACUUAGCCAUUCUCGUCAUCUGCCUUGCCUUCUCUGGGUACAACGGUCAAAAGCUGAAACGGUGUCGUCCUCAAAAAUGUAAAGAUGUCGAAGUGCAAAGGCAACAUCUGAUAAACUUCCCUUUUGGUUGCCUCAACUCUGAUUAUCUAAGUGAGUGGAGGAAGUGCGUCCUCCAAGACGAUCUAAGUGUCAAAUGUCCUCAGGACAAAUUCAACAAGUGCACCAAGCAAAUUGAAAUACGACAUGAUAAGGGAUGCGACAAAUGCGACGCCGUGGCUCUGAAGAACAACAUCGAUCAACUUCAGAAAAUUAACUACAAAUGCUUCUGCACAAGGUUUUUGGGAUACUUCAACGACCACCUGAGCAAAGCAGACUGGGAUAAUGAUAAAUGCCCAGGAGCAAAAUUGAACAAGUUCUUUAAGGAAGCUUAUGAUAACCUUCCAAGCUAAAGUUAAAAUUAAUAUGUAUAUGUACUUAAAUGUCUCGGUGCAAUGCCGGAUAUGCUUCUUUUUCAAUCGCUUUAAUAAAUUACGUAAUACAGUCUA